Messenger RNA from Nomia melanderi (Alkali bee), 7339 nucleotides. RefSeq lists its product as uncharacterized. Lineage: Eukaryota; Metazoa; Arthropoda; Insecta; Hymenoptera; Halictidae. The record is from RefSeq and is a predicted model, not a curated record.
AACAAGUGUUCUAAAUCUAAGUCUAAAUCAGCGUCAGUCAUGUUAGGGAUGCUGUUCCGUGGGGUGUUCCUCGUGGGUAUACUCACGUGGUACAGCACCAGCGUGUGGAAAAUGAUCGACGGCUACUUCAGGGAUCAGUUCCGCAGCUAUUUGGAGGAGGAAUAUCGCAAGAAUCCCCGGAUGAAAUCGGACGUGCAGGGCGCCUCAGUCGAUAAGAUCGGUCCCGUAGAUGCAGCGAUGCCGGAAGCGACCGUGGCUCCGCCGCGAGAGAUCCCCGAAGUAUGCGAGCCGAGCGCGCUUUCGGUCGAAGCUGUAGAAAACCGCACAGCGGUCACCAAUUCCGAGGAUGUGACAGGUGGCACUAGUGAAAACGAUGCUGCGAGGGGAUCCACCGAUAAAAAUGCAUUCCUGGAAACCACCGCGGAAUCGGAGCUGGAAAGUAGGAAACCGCCCGGUCAGGAUCAAGAAUCUCGAACCAGCAUUAAUCACGAUAAUUAUGAAACCGAGCAUAAAGAUAGUGCCGAGGAUGCACUAUCGAUAUCCCUGGCAAAUAAAGAGCUCCGGAAGAAGAGCACAUCUGGUACGAGAUCGACCACCCCUAGGGACAUUUCACAAGAACCCGAGACGCCCAAGAAACGAAGAGUGAAGACGAUCACGCUGACGGAGAGGGACUUCACCUCGGUGCAGGAUAACGCGAACGACGAUUUCUGGGAGUUCGAGGAGGAUGCGGAGGAAAGAGAGCCGUUAGAAGGCGUUUUAGUUUCCGAGUUGCCAUUCAAGCCGAGGAUAGAUGGUAUAGAGGAUUUAGAGAGAAUCACCACGGAUGAGUACUGUCCGUUGACCUUGGAAGACGAAGCUUCUUGCGGGGAAACGGUUAAGUGGCCUUGAUUGCUCGAUCUGUAUCGAGCAGGUACGGGGAGUGCGGUAAAAAAUCAGCGGAAAUUUUUAUUGCCAGGUGUAUAGAACGUUGGGGAUGGAAUUGGCGACAGACUAUUGGCUGCUUGAAGGGAAAGUUGCUUCAAACAUUGCCGAUCGUGGUAUCCGUAUUUACAUUUCAUUGUAGUUUUACAAGAUUCAAUAUGAAACUUAAUUUGAAGAAAUUCUGAUUGUGUACAAUUAUAUAAAAUUGAUUGCUGAUAGAAUAAUAUAAUUACGGUUAAACUGCAGAUUUAUUAAAAUUUUUAAGAGUAGGAAUAAAUUGUUAUUUAGUCCCUGUUUCUUUACACUGUAUCUAGAAAUUUUGCGAGAUUACAUUUUAUACAUUCGAAAUAAAUAUUUACAUGGGUUAAUUAACAGUAGAAAAGUAAGGACAAUGUUAGUAAAUACACUUUUCUAAUUAUGCUAAUAGAAGAUUCAUCGGGACGAGAAAUUGGUGGCACAUUCCAAGAACUGACUGCGCCCGCAUGUCGUAGGUGGUUUAUGGCAGUACCUGCCGUAGUCCUAGACAAUCUGUACACAUUGUGCUUCGGUUCUAAUUAUGCAGGACAUCUGAAUCCUACCUGAGCUUGCGCAGCGACAGUAAUAGCGUAUUUACAAAAAGAAAAAAAAAAUGUAAACACUAACAAAAUUAAGAAUAAAAAUAUGUCCUCUAACUCAACAAUCCUAUAAAAAGUAAUAAUAAUAUUGAAAAAUAAUAAUUUACAUAAAAGAUACUGUCUAAUUGUAAUUAUUAUAAUCAUCAAUUUGAUUUCUUUUAAAAAUCGACUUAAGCCACUGUCAAAACAAACAGUUCAAUCAUUAGCUGCAAAUAAAUUGUCCGUGUUAACUUAAGCAUUUAACAAUCCACGAUAUUCUUAAUUGUCGCAAUUUAAAUUCAACGGAACAUGUGUCAUGUUCGGUAAAAGUGGUGCACUGGGCCAUUACGAACGGUUGAUUACCCAUUGGUACACUUAAUGCUCGGACGAAAUAGUUCUUGCACUUUCAGCGAUCGUGAGCAUGCAUCAUCGUGCAUUUAUCGCUCAAUUAACGUCACGGAUGAGAUGCACUUUCUAGCAAAAUUCACGUGGCAGCGAUAACAUCGUCGGAAUAAGGCCACGGUUCGGCGGAACGCUGCCCUUUGACCUUGGAAAUGAGGCCUCAUAUAGGGGAAACCGACGAGUUGCCGUGAAAGUACAGUGAAAUUGCGAUCUAUGAUUUCUACACAUGUACACGAUUCCCAUGGAAAUUGAGUCCGUCGGCUAGAGGACUCGCGCGCGCGCGGACAUCAAACUUUUCGCAGCUAUCUCGCCGAUUAGGCCCGCUUAUAGUUCUUUUCGUACGAUAAGUUAUCGAGCUUCCGUACAUUUAACAUACUGUUGACCGAUUAACGUCAACUGUGAUACUGCAGCCUCCCGCACAUCGUACGAUACAUCCUGAAUACAUUAUGUUUAGGUCUGCAAUUAUCUCGACAAUAAAUUCAUUCAUAAAUUCAAACAUACUCUACGAAACUCGUUCCAAUACGAUGUAACCGAGAAAUGUUAUAUAAUGAUAGAGAAUUAAUUAAAUUACGAAAUAAUGCACUUAAAAUCUACUUUAUAUGAUACGCUUGUCGCCAAUCUCCCUAUCGCGCGUAUUAAAUAAAUUCUUAUUGGAAAACUAUUACCUAUAUCGACUACAAACUACUUCCACUUUAUCUAAUUUCCAAUUACAGUUACCCUCGUUGUAAGACUUGGUUUCUAAAAAUAUUUUUAAUACAUGAUUUCUUUAGAAAAUUCAUAUUUCAACAUUCCGUAUCGGAUACAUCAAUAUAAUUUUAAAUAAAGCGAAAGUAUUACACCAAAGGAAAGUAGCCGAAGAUCGAUGCGUUAAUCUAAUGUACUCGAAUUGCACCUAACUUUCAUCGUUUGAAUAUUAAUAGCGCCGAUUACCGUCGGUAAACGUCACUAAACUUUCCGAGGUAAACUGCACGAUAUAUGUAAGACCAUAUGUCAAUGUUGUACGUUAAAACACCUAUAUCCUGCAUGCAUAUGCUUAAAUAAAUUUACAUAGCAAACAUCCCGGGCAAAGCUAAAAGAAGACAAAAAAGAAGGGAAUUUAAUAUAGCGUUAUAUUUUGUUUAUUACAGUUGGCAGUGUGUAGUGGCGGCCUUCCUGUGUUACGCUCGUUUCACUUAAAUCGACGAUAGUACGUGAAGUUCGCGUCGUCGAACACACGAUAGCUUCACAUUAUUUUCUUUCUUUUGUUUCGGGUAAAACUGUUUUCCCAGCCAACUAAUGAUUUACUAACCAGCAAUUCAGGCGCAGCGGUCGAUGCAAAUUAGAGUCCGGACGACGCAGCUAGACGAGGACGCAGACGCGUAUCAAGGAAAUUCGCUCGUUAUUGCUUAACGUUUCGAAAAAAAGAGAGACCGCCCGACACGACCUUCCCGCGGUGCGCUUCUGUACGCGGGGGGAACAUGUUUAGGCGUCAAUUAAAGCAAGCCACGAUCGUAAUUGCGCGGUUAAGUGCAAGACUGCUCGUCUUAAUUGAAAACCGGAGGCAACAUAUUUCACGGGCCUCUUGUCUUCGUACAAUAAACAGCUCACAAUGGUUUCGAGCGACGCUCGACUUCUCCGUAAUUUGCAUAAAAUGUUUCUAAAUGACUGUGCACUCUUUAACUAUAGACCGCUCGCGCCGACUCAAUUUAAAAAUAGGAAAUAUUAUCCGACGCUUAUAUUACCGGAAAUUGUAUAUUCACGUGAAAUGUAUUCUUGAAAAAAAAAUCAAAAUGCUAUGUUAAUUGUAUUUAUUAUUUAGAAUCUCGUAAUAAAUUUUACGAAGACACGCAGUUUUCACGGAAAUAAAAAUUUAACCGUUGCUCUUCUCCGUUGCACUAACUAAAAGUGCCUAUCAGUUCGUAGUAUUAAAUUAAGUUUAUUUAUUUGUUUUCCUUUCAAUUAGUUAUUCUUAUUUUCUAUAAUACCUACUUAGAAAUAAAUGGAUCGAUCAGUUUUUAAGUAAAAACUUGAAAUUUUUGAAAAAGAUAAACUCAGAAACUUAAUGUUAUUAAGAAGAGGACAUUGCACAAUCUAACCCUUUGCCCUAUGAUUUGUUUCUUAACUGUGAUCGAUCCAACUAGUUUAUCGUUAAUAAUUUAUUAAAAAAAAAGAAAAAAAUUAUUAUUCUCAUUCUAUGCCCACGUUUACUCAAAAGGCAAAAGAUUGAUAAUAGAUAAGUAACAUUUAAUUUAUAUUUAAAAGAAGUAAAUAACACUUAAAGUUUUCAAAUUCAGUUUAAUCAGUUAACUACGUCCGACGAGUAUACACGUCAUCUUAAAAGUCAAAAUGAUACGAAUUUUUUCAGUGAUGAAUUAUUUAUUUUUUCAGAUAAAGGUGUAAUUCUUCUUCGUUUCGCUUUAAUUUGUCGUUAGAAUAUGUUAUAGGUGCACUUGGCUUGCGUCUGACGAGUAUACACUUUAUUAUUUAAUUUUAAUGCAUGCACAAUGAAGGACUUUUAAAACUAAAUUCCACAGUUAACAGAUUAAAAUCUUUAUCGUGAGUCUAACACGAUAUUGUAAGAUGACAAUGGAGAUGAAGAAGGUUGGAAAUUGUUUGAAAAAGGUAUCACGCUUUAUAAAAAUUAAAUCUUAUUAUAACUUUAAUAAAUAAAAUAAAUAUAAAACGUUGAAUUCUACCGCUGUACAUUACUUUGAAUCAUUUCCUUUAAAAAUAAAUACAAGUUUACACCCAACAACAUUGAAAAUAAAUCAAGUGCAUAGCCUUAAUAUGGAACACCUAAAUUAAGGAAAACAUAUAUUUAUCAUAAGAAUACGUGAAAUAAGCAUCUCGAUCGCGAUGAAUGGAGCAUGAAUCAUUUCACGUACAUAUGUAAUACAAUAUUGUAAUAAAUAUUGCGAACACCGCGUAAAUUCGCGGGUGACGCAAUAAAUAUUUCCAGCGCAGUGGACACGCGCGUAAUCGUCGGCCGCGAAGUGAAACGACCGGGUGCGAAAAAUCGCGCCGUCUCGUUCGUCAAUUAUGCAAGACGACAACCGAUGCGCGCACGUGUGUGCAUCAUUUUAUGUAUCCAUGUCCAUGGUCAACGUGUUACAUAUACGACAGGUGCAGGAAAUGCGUGCCCGCCGGCCUCAAACUAUGCGUUAUCGGUAUGCGCAUUGAGAACCGAGGAAUAUAUCCACGUCGACGUAUAAAUAAUAAAUCCAUUAUACCCCGCCGUACUCGGGAUACGAACGUGCACGAUUUUCUAUAUCAAGUCGCGACCGUUCCGCAUCGUCUCCUUUCAUUUGCGAUUUUUCCACCGCGCAAACGUGUAUUCUUUAAUGCGCCGAUUACUCGAUCGGUCCGGCCAUUCGUCAGAAUGUCCGACGAUCAAAUUAGAAUAUUAAAAAUCGAAUGGGGCUACACCGCGUUUCGAAAUAUUUUAGCGUGUAAUCAGCGAGAAUGAAAAUUAUAAAACCUCAACAUCACGCUCUUUGUUAAAUUUAUUGAGCAUUUCGCGACUUUUUCAGCAGUUUUCGAACCUCGAUGCGCACGGUUGACUCUUAUUAAACGCGAGAGAGAGGAAAUAGUAAAUUUAAGAAUGAUCUAAUUUUUAUAGGAAUUUUAUGGGUCUCUUCAGAUCUGAAUCCUAUUCCAUUCGAUGAGUUGCCAUUUGUGUUACUGAAAGUGGUGUUUUAAUAAUUUCAAGAACUCUAUCAGUUCUAAUAUUAGAGAAAAGGAAUAUUAUAAUUACACUAUGAAUUUUAUAUAAUUGUACUAUAAAAAUUAAUUUGCAAAUGCAGAUUUGAAAAAUUUUAGAAUUUUGCAGCAGAAGAAAGAAAUUUUUUUAUUUUCAUUAAAUUAUCUAUAGAAAUGAGAAUUUAAUGUAGUAAUAGAAUUACGUAAAAUAUUUAUGCAACCCGGAGGGAUACAAGCCGAAAUCUAAGAUCUAGCCUAAUUACGAGUCGUCUCGAGUCAUUGACGCCACGGAGACGGUUUUCACCGCGUCGAAGAGAAUCGGUGGCGAUGUCGGUUGUCUUGUCGGGUUUGUUAUGUAGCGCACACGGUACAGGAAAAGAAGGAUGGGGGGAAAAAAAAACUCGCCGUGAACGGACGAAACCGUUUCCUAGAUAACCGAGAAAAUACACCGGCAAUGGCCUCGUUACGAUAUCCUACGAUUUCUCGCAGCCGCUUUCCGCAUGCCUCGAAUCGGAUCGAUCUUUUUCUGCUUGCCUUUCGUUGAAUAAUCGCAUGGUGGAGGAAGCACGUAAUUAUGCAAAUUAUUUCGCCCAUUAUAGUAAAUACACGAGCUCAUAAAACAGCAAUUAUCGCAUGGUGAUAGAACAACCGAUUUGUCUUUCGAUCUCAUAAUAAGUUACAUAAUCGCGUUGCCCGUGAUCAAUAAGCAUUCUAUAAUUAGAUAUUUAUGCCACUGCGAUAGUAUAUUUCCUACUGUUCUCCAACACCUUUGGAGUGUUUUUAUACGAAGAAACCGUGAAAAGGUACUGUACGUAUGAUUUACGCUAAUCACGUACUUAAUACAAUAGAACAGUGUAUUAACGUGACUUCGGUCUGCCAUUAUCUAGCAUCAUAACAGUAUUUUCGAUUAUAAUAAAAAUUCUGAUUAUAUAAGGUAAAGUCUGCACGCUAACCGCCGACGGCAUGUUAGAAUGCUGGCAUUAGCCGCGCUGGUCAUCGAAGUAUUAAUCUCAGUUACUGCUGAAAAAUUUUCAGAAAAAUUCAAAGAAGUACUACGUUUAACGACACGAAGGUAGUAAAAACUCACCAUGACGCUUUCUAUAUGGCAUAUGAGAAGAAUUAUAGACAGAUAUCAAAAUAAUUGCACGUAUCAAGCUUCAAAUUAUUUUUCACCAAAGCAGCGAAUUUUCUUUCCCAUGAAAGAAAACAUGAUACGCGAUUUCUGCGCAGCGAAAGGAACUUUCGUUUUCCUCUGUUUUCGUUUAAACGAAUCGCAGCUCCGACGCAGCGAGAAUUUAAUAACCACGUUAACGCGCUGUUCAAUUCUAUAAGUAUCGAAUGAUUAAAAUGAUUGUUCCAUAUUUUCUUGUACGAAUUACUAGAACGUAUUUAUUAAGAUCUUAAUUCACUUAUAUCUUAGUUUUAGCAUUAUUGAAUCAAUGAAUUUAAUCCUUUCUCAGAACAAUAAUAUAAACGUUCUGAAUAGAGAUAAACAGUACAUAAAAAAUAAACUGGAUUCUUCAUGUUGAUCCGUCUGGUAAUUCUAGCGUUAAACCCUUGCUCUAUAAUUUCUUUCAGAACUUUACUCGACAGAACUAUUUUAUUGUUUAUAAUUGACUGUCGAAAAAAGAGAAUUUCACACUCUGCCUUUAUCUAUGUGUACUCUAAUGAUUAAUAAUAAAUGCAAUUAAUAACAGAAUAAUAUUUAAUAUGAAGUAAACAAAAAACUUAAAAAAUAAUUAAAU